This is a messenger RNA of Scheffersomyces stipitis CBS 6054, 774 nucleotides long. RefSeq lists its product as uncharacterized. Gene Ontology annotation, cellular component: nucleus; transcription factor TFIID complex. NCBI's taxonomy places the organism in Eukaryota, Fungi, Ascomycota, Pichiomycetes, Serinales, Debaryomycetaceae. The transcript has a single exon. Gene Ontology annotation, molecular function: protein heterodimerization activity; transcription coactivator activity. Gene Ontology annotation, biological process: transcription initiation at RNA polymerase II promoter; RNA polymerase II preinitiation complex assembly. The coding region runs from base 1 to 774 and encodes 257 amino acids. The record is from RefSeq and is a predicted model, not a curated record.
AUGCGAUAUGUCGAACUGCCAGAGAAGCAAAUUUCAAACGAUGAAGAGUACAAUAGUGAUGUUAGCUUAGACGAGGAAGAUGAAGAGUUGAUUUGGAGAGUGUUCUAUAACACUUUCGAAAAAAACAAUCACUCACAUGUAGACAGCCCCACGGAUCUUUAUGAUGAUAACGAAGCUACCAGUGGCGAGGACUACGAUGAAGAUGAAGACGAUAUCAGCGAUCUAUCGGAUAUAGAUGACCCCAAUCUAAUUGCUAGAUUCAAAGACUUGAAGCAGAAUAAGAUAGACAAAGAUAUGAGUGACGAAGACAGAAAGAGACUACUUAUUGCGAACUUUACAGAUGAACAAAUGGAGAGAUUUGAAGCGUACAGAAGAAUGACAGUAAAUAAACCUGGCAUAAAAAAGAUAUGUAAUGGAGUUCUUGGGCAUUCAAUACCACAGAACAUUGCGGUGGUAUUGGCUGGUAUAUCUAAACUGUUCUUGGGCGAGAUAAUAAGCAAAGCGUUUGAAAUGCAAGACAGGGAUUACAAAUCGAAAUUAAUACUAGAUAUAGAUGCAAAAAAGAGACUUAAAAGGGAAAUUCUAGCAAGCUUGGAAAGAGGCCAAGAAAUAGAAGUUGAUGAUAGAAGAUUGCAAUUUGAGGGUGACAAAAUAAAGCCUCUUCAACCAAACUAUAUACGAGAAGCCUGGAGACUUUAUAAGUUGGAAAACAGCAGUAUUCCUAAUUCUCAGUGGAGAAGACAAGGUGAUUCUGAUGGAAAAUUCUUCCGUUGA